GAAUAAGCAAUGGAUCAGUGUACCUAACGUUAGGGAUGACCACAGCAUUGCGACAGUCAACUGUCCAUAAGUGACCAGUGUCCUAGAACAGAGAUUUCGCAAUGGAAAUUAUUUAUAAAAAAUACGCACUAACAUAUGGAAUUUAUAUUCUAGUCAACGUGAAAAAUAUUUAAAUUGUGAUUAUCUAAGAAGUAAUCGGAUUCCUUUGGAUUUACACGUAUUUUAAGUUAAUUAUCACAUGAAUUUGUAAACGAUGGAGCGCAUGGUUUUGAAAUGUUUUUUAGCGUGUGUUGUGACUAUACUUAUCUCCGAUCCGACCCUAGCGGACGAAAGGGUGGGGCGGAAAUUAUCCCGGAGUAAGAGGUUUAUUGAGAUGGCUGAUGAUGUGAGUGGACCAUUCUGCGCCACCCGCCCGGAUGGUCAGUGUUGUCCAGGGAGGGACGACACGUGCACUGUUCCUAUACUGGACUCGACCUGUUAUUGUGAUGUGUUUUGUAACGAAACAGCAUCCGACUGCUGUCCGGAUUUCUUCAGCUUCUGUCACGGUAUCAAUCCGGAGCCCAUCACUCGUGGAUGUCAGCGUGCUGGUCAAGAGUAUCCCAUCAACUACGUCAUCACAGAAAACUGUAACUCCUGCACUUGUAUUGUGGACCCAGCGUUCCAGAACCAGCAGAGAUGGAACUGUACGAAACAUGUUUGUCUCAUACAAACCAAGUUGAUCGGUCAGGUCAACAGCCACGAUAGUGGAUGGCGCGCUGGAAACUACUCCGCUUUUUGGGGCAUGACCCUUGACGAGGGUAUCCGAUACAGACUGGGGACCAUUCCGCCUGACGCAGACGUCAGGAACAUGAAGCCUGUCAGAGGUUAUACCAACACUUACCUUCCGGACGAUUUCGAUUCCAGAAUACAGUGGCCAGGUCGGAUACAUCCCAUUCGCGACCAGGGCAACUGUGGAGCAUCAUGGGCGUUUUCCACAGUAGCAACUGCUUCUGACCGAUUGGCUAUAGAAUCAGACGGAAUUCUUCAGGAGGAGUUAUCUCCGCAACAUCUACUUUCUUGUAAUACCGCCAGAGGGCAGCUUGGUUGUGAAGGCGGAUAUCUUGAUAAAGCAUGGUGGUUUCUUCGCAAGAAAGGGAUAGUAUCUGAGGAUUGUUAUCCAUAUGUCAGCGGUAGCGAUAACGAGGCUGGAAUGUGUAUGCUGAGGAACAAAAAAGAUGCUAAUACAGCACCAUGUCCAAACGGGCAAGCCAAUAGUACGGGUCGGAUUCUCUACUCCACACCACCGUACCGAAUAUCUGACGACGAAAGGGAUAUCAUGAAUGAAAUAUACAAGAAUGGGCCAGUACAAGCUAUAAUGAGAGUAAAGGAAGAUUUCUUUAUGUAUCAGUCCGGUAUAUACCAAUACACGAACACGAUUCCGGACUUACUUCCGGACGACGAUGACAGGGGAUAUCACUCUGUCAGGAUAAUAGGAUGGGGUAUAGAGACAGACACCACCAGUAAUACAUCCGUCAAGUAUUGGCUUUGUGCAAACUCUUGGGGACAUCUUUGGGGCGACAAUGGUUACUUCCGGGUCAGGCGUGGGGUCAAUGAAUGCUCGGUGGAAGAGUUCGUUAUUGCAUCCUGUUGGAGUAGUCCUUCAUUUCAAAGAGUUGUUCCUCCUAGUGCACGCUCAGGCGUAUAUCUGGAAAUUCCAUCUGAGCCAGGCCUGCUGCCGAGUCAACUUCGAACAAUCGGGCCUAUUAACCAUCUAAGGGGAAGACGUCGGAGAUGUAUGUAUAGAAAGUGCUGACCUGAUUAAUCAGACAGAAGUCAGACUGGUUUAUCAUUCGUACGGAUUUAUAUUAGAUAUGUGAAGUACGAAACAUGAAAACAUCCAACUAAUUACCAACAGAUUUCUACCAAUGUAUGCUUUUAAACCACAUUUUCAAAUUAAAUACCGGUUCGAAUAUACCUACCAGUUCCAAUAUACCUACCGGUUCCAAUGAGUCUAGCGGUUCCAAUGUGCCUAUCGGUUCCAAUGAGUAUACCGGUUCCAACGUGCCUACCGGUUCCAAUGAGUAUACCGGUUCCAAUGUGUCUACCGGUUCCAAUGAGUAUACCGGUUCCAAUGAGUCUACCGGUUCCAAUGUGCCUACCGGUUCCAGUGUAUCGAUCGGGUCCAAUGUGCCUUCCGGUUCCAAUGAGUCUACCGGUUCCAACGUGCCUACCGGUUCCAACGUGUCCUUAUAUACUGCAUCCAUGUACAUACUAGAUAUGGUUGAUAAAACAUCUGUAACCGAGAUCAUUCAUUAUUUCAAUGCCUCCGCUAAGAUUCGAACAGUAACGUCUGGCUAACUAGCUGACGCCCAUCGGGUCUCGCUCGAGAAAUGCUCUCUUCAGUCGAGCAGCAUAUAUUGCGGCUUAUAUCAACCAUUGAUACAUACAAUAGUUAUGUAUCAUUCAUACACGCUAGUAUGAACAUAAACACAUUUGCUAUCUACCAAUUUAUAAACAAAUUUUGUAUCGAGAUGUAUAUACAAACUGCUUUAUAUAAAACAUAUUAAUAUCGACUGCACACAUGAAGGAGAACCUACUGGAUAUAUGUUUGCUGCACAUGUGAUUGUACAUGUAAUACACUUAAUAUCUAUUACAUAUAUAUUUAACAUAUAUCGUAUCUUAUGUAGUCAUAUGUUGUUCCUAUUGUAUAUAUAAACUCGUUUUGUACCUACUUAUAUAUACAGCGAAAAUCAAAACCACGACGCAUGUCGUUUUCAUCCUAUUUAGUACCUUGUAUCAUUCAUUACUUUUGUAAUCUAUUCAGUAAAGUGUAUUGUUAUUAUUAUUUAAUGUAAAUCUUACUAUAUGCAGAUAUUUUACAACUGUUUACGAUGAUAUUCUUUCUCAUUUAAACAUUGUCACUGUUAAGAUUCGUUUCGGGGAGAUAAUUCAUUUUAAUGAGUCGUUACAAUGUUUAAAGGACAAUUCAGGGGAGAUAAUUCAUUGUACUGAGUCGUUGUAAAGUUUAAAGGAUAAUUCAGGGGAGCUAAUUCUCUGUAAUGAGUCGUUGUAAAGUUUAUUGCAUAAUUCAGGGGAGAUAAUAAAUGAAAUAUGUCGUUGUAAAGUAAAUAGGGCAAUUCAAGGGAGAUAAUGCAUUGUGGUAAAAAAGAUCGUUUUGACGCUCCAGAUGACGCAUGAUCCCCAUAUGUGAUAUAAAAUAUCUACUGAAAAUAUGCCAAAGCAUAUUCUUUACAUGGCUUAUUUUUCCAGCAGUAUUUUAUUUCUAAAAACCAACCUUUGUAUACGUUAUGAAGGUGUUUGUUCGCCACGACACAUACCCAUAAGAAAUCAUUAAGUGAUGUUCUCCACGGUACAUUCCUUGUUUGGAAUAGAGACACGCCGCUUUCCUCAGUCUUUGCUUGUAUUACAACCCUCUAGAAGUAGAGAAAUUCAUUUGCCUGCGGUAGAACGUUCUUACCAGGUCUAGAAAUCGACUGCUGCUAGCUUAAGUGGCCGAUUCUACUGUGCAGAUAUCAUCCUGUGUAGAUAGGGCUCCUUUCUGUGGUUAGAGAGCUCCUUUCUGUUUUAAGAGAGCUCCUUUCUGUGGUUAGAGAGCUCCUUUCUGUGGUAAGAGAGCUCUUUUCUGUGGUAAGAGAGCUCUUUUCUGUGGUAAGAGAGCUCCUUUCUGUGGUAAGAGAGCUCCUUUAUGUGGUUAGAGAGCUCCUUUCUGUGGUAAGAGAGCUCUUUUCUGUGGUAAGAAAGCUCAUUUCCGUGGUUAGAGAGCUCCUUUCUGUGGUUAGAGAUUUCCUUUCGAUGGUUAGAGCCCAUUUCUGUGGUAAGAGAGCUCCUAGUUGUUGUGAUUGCAAUUGUCAUUUUUCUUGCUCUUUGCAUGCCCCUUGCACCAUUCCUUCUCCACUGCGCAUGUCUUUUGUUGAAAUCUGUGUUCCUUUAUCUAUCUUUAAAUACUGAAAAGCAUGUAAUUUGUAUGACUGAAUCAUACGGUCGCUGUUUCGAUUUCUUUUCAUAGUUAGAUCUCAUUAGACGUAUCUAUGAGGUUUCGAACCUUCUUCUUUAACAAUGGAUAUGUGAAUGUGCUAAUUUUCAGCUGUGUAUAAAUUCGUGGGGAACUGAUUGGGGAGAACAUGGCCUGUUUCGUAUCAUGAGAGGAACAAAUGA
Ylistrum balloti is the source of this 4155-nucleotide messenger RNA. RefSeq names its product tubulointerstitial nephritis antigen-like. NCBI's taxonomy places the organism in Eukaryota, Metazoa, Mollusca, Bivalvia, Pectinida, Pectinidae. The record is from RefSeq and is a predicted model, not a curated record. The transcript has 10 exons. Gene Ontology annotation, molecular function: cysteine-type peptidase activity. Gene Ontology annotation, biological process: proteolysis. Gene Ontology annotation, cellular component: lysosome. The coding region runs from base 254 to 1792 and encodes 512 amino acids.